Messenger RNA from Saxophila tyrrhenica, 4188 nucleotides. It is a transcript of the gene SIP3, whose product is annotated as SNF1-interacting protein. The transcript is spliced from 4 exons. Gene Ontology annotation, molecular function: protein binding. Gene Ontology annotation, cellular component: cytoplasm; endoplasmic reticulum; plasma membrane. The record is from RefSeq and is a predicted model, not a curated record. Lineage: Eukaryota; Fungi; Ascomycota; Dothideomycetes; Mycosphaerellales; Extremaceae. The coding region runs from base 1 to 4188 and encodes 1395 amino acids.
AUGGCCGAAGGCAUGAGCCAGACGUCGCUCAAGCCCGUGGAACAGCCUCUCAACCUCAUUCCAGUCGGCCUCAAAGAAGCAGCACUCGACUCGCCGACCUUCCGCGCAACAGCACUACACUUCUCCGACCAAAUCGACGUAAUAGAGCGAUGGCUGGACGGCUACGUGAAGGCGGCGUCGCGUCUUGUGACGGAGAUGAGCGCGCUGGAGACGGCGGUCAAUAACCUUAUAACGCAGAGCGCGCCGCCCGCGCAGGUUAGCGAGGCGGUGCUGGAUCACGACUACACGCUGCUCGCACUACGGAGGUAUGGAGAGGGGGCACGGGAGUACUGGAACUCUACGCUGCGAGGGGUCAAGAAGUACGACGGCGCGGUCAUUGAGCCUAUCAAAGCCUUCUUGAACAGCGAGUUGCGCGCUUUCAAAGAUGCCAGGAGGACCUUGGAUACCACUCAGAAGGGCUUCGACUCUGUAAUAGCGAGGUACCUAUCCCAGGGCAAAGCCAAGGAGGCGAGCAGUCUAAGGGAAGACGCAUUCCAGGUGCACGAAGCCCGGAAGUCGUACUUGAGAGCUAGCAUGGACUUCUGUAUCUCUGCUCCUCAGCUACGGGCGAGCCUAGAUCAGUUGAUCGUGAAGGUCUUCUCCGAGCAGUUUAGGGAAAUGAGAGUCUCUCGCGAUUCAAGUGCGGCUGUCCUGACGAGGCUGAACGCGGAGAUGGAGCGUGUCAGAGGGUGGAGCAGAGAGAUGGAGGACUCCGAGAAGGCGUUCAAGAGGGAGCUAUCCACGGCCAGGAAGCAGAUUGAGGAGAGCGCAAACCUGAUGACCCGGCCGAGCCGGGAGUUGCACGAUUAUGAGGUCUCCACCGUCCCGUAUCUAGGGACGAAAGCUAGUACUGCAGCCGGCAUGACCUCGCCAGCAAAAACGCCCCAGCAGCUGGAGAAGGGUGAGAAGCAAGGUUGGCUGUUCCUGAAGACUGUUGUUGGAAAACCUGCUCGGACUGUGUGGUCGCGCCGCUGGUUCUUCGUAAAGAACGGCAUCUUCGGGUGGCUCAUCCAAGGCAGUAGGUCUGGCGGCGUGGAGGAGAGCGAGAAGAUUGGUGUGCUUCUCUGUGGGGUCCGACCAGCGUUCCAGGAAGAUCGUCGGUUCUGCUUCGAAGUCAAGACGAAGGACACCAGUAUCGUUCUACAAGCAGAGACCCAGGGUGAGCUAUCGGAGUGGAUCAGCUCGUUUGAGGUUGCGAAGAGGAAGGCGCUGGAGGACCCAGGUAGUACCGAGUCGUCCCCUCUGGCUGCAGAUCCGGCUUUCGCGAUCACCGCGCCGAUUGCCCCUGAAUUUGCUGCUCGUCUGGACGACCGCUCGGAGCGCGGUACUACCGAGGACCUGCCGGGGGCACUGGCGUUGCCAGAUCGUGAUGGCGCCGGUUUUGGAGGGGUCGGUCAGCGUGCCAGCUUCGAUGUCAGCGCAGCACGCCGUGUGACCAGCCUGGGAGGCGAGUCCGAACGAGGCGAGCGCAGUCGAGAUCACGCUGCGCGGAUAAUGUCGAAGCUCGACCUCCACAAGAGCUCGUCCGCUGCGCCGCCACCGGUCCAAAGUCCGACUCCUGCAGGAGGCAUCGCUAGUCUGAUAUCGGCUAGCCAUAAUGUUCUGCCCAUUCGACCGGAUACGCCGUCACAGCCUGGCCCAGAGACCACCAGUGGACACCGAAGGAACCCUACCAUCCCAUCGAGCACUUUAGCCCCCAGUACACUGGCCAACCCACCCGCGCCCACGAAUCUAAGCCAUACGGCUGUUGUAGUCAGUGGCGAACGGGGUCUCGGACUCGGUAGCAAAGCAGACGGUGCUGGCAUGCCUUCUGGCAUCAUGGCAAACCUUUGGGGAAGCUCGAACUGGGGAUAUGUCAACCGUCUCGGGGACGAUUUGGCCAAGCCGGUGCCACACCAGAGUAGCGUCUCCCAGCCGCCAAGUCCACGAUCCGGAAACAGCGUGACCAUGGACGACAUGAGCGUUAUGGACGGGACUGGAGAACUUUCACAGGAGCUCUCGUCGGGUGCUCCCCAAGUGCCUGGACAGCUGGGUCAUCGGAAGACCAUUAGCGCUGUGGCUGCCUCUGAUCUGAGUCUACCGUCAAAGGUGUCCAAGCCGGCCGCCGACGACGGUGAGGACUAUCCCAACUACUACCCACUGCCGUUGAAAGCACAACAUGCGCAGUUCCGAAUGCUUUUCCCAUCUGUCCCUCGCUCGGAGAAGGUGGUCCUGGUGUUCCGCGGCACGUGGAAUCCGAACGAGCAGCAAGACUUUCCCGGCCGGAUCUAUGUUACUGCCAAGGACAUCUACUUCUACAGCCACCACCUUGGCUUUGUUCUGAUCACUGGGGUGUCACUAAGCUCCAUCAGCGAGGUGACGGCUGCCCCUGGACGGGACUGCGAUUUCCUGUAUCUCCACUUGAAGGAGAGUAGUAGACAAGACAGGCGGCGGAUCACUAUUCGAGUCUUUUUAGACUCUCUGAGGCUUCUCCAACGGCGUCUCAGCUUUCUCGUAGAAAACGCAAGCUCUGAAACUUCGUGGAGCCUUGAGGAGGUAUUGAAGAAGCUUAUCAAGUUGGAGAUGGAGAAGCAGGAACGCAGCUCCAGCAUCGAGAGUUGGGAGGACCUCGCUGACGAGGCUGUGGGAGGUGACGAGGGUAGUCCUUACCGCCGCGAGCGAAAUGUCAAGGCCAGCCUGCGAAUUGACGGCAACCUCUACGCCGAAACAGCAAAGACCGGCCGAGAGGUACAGAGAUUUCAGCUUCCGCGACAGCCGGUCGUCUACGCACCUCAAGGCAUGCAAGCAAGCACUACCCGCGAGUUCAAUGUCAGCGCCAAGGCACUUUUCCACAUCAUGUUCGGAGACAAGAGUGCUGUGUUCCAGCUACUCUACUGCAAUCGCUGGGCAGAUACCACUUCUCAGACGCCGUGGACAAAGAGCGCCGACUUUGCGGCUGGUCAUUGGACUCGCAAGUUUGCCAGUCGCGGAGAAGCCACCCCCAUGGCCGACUCGCAGACCAUCGAUAUCCUCAACGACCAUCUAUGCUACGUCGUGAGCAACCUCAAACACCCAUGGCGCCUGCCCUACUCAAGCCGCUUCCACCUCACCACCAAGUUCGUGAUCACGCACGUGGCGAAGUCGAGCUGCAAGCUUGCCAUAUUCCAGCAGAUCACGUGGACGUCACCUCCCGCCAUGACGUACAUCAAGAACCUGAUCGAGCAGCGUGCACUGCAGAGCCUUGAGGCUGAUGCAUUAGACCUCACCAACGUGGCUAUGGAUCAGGUGACCAAGCUUGGCAAGCAGGGCAAGACGAACAAGGCUAUCGAGAUAUUCGGGAACAUCGGCCAACAAGGUCCUGUCCCGGCCGUUGACGUGUCCGCUGUGCCCAAUUUGGGCGGCACGGUAACUUCUCAGCGAGAGAAGUCAAGACAGCCGGUCAGUAUCACGAAGCUGGUGGCUGCUGACUUGUUAGUGCGUGUGGGAAGGGCGCUCGGCUAUGCGCUCGAUGUGUUCUUUGCGCUGGCGAAAGGACUGAUUGACGUGUGCACGUCUCACACGCUGCUGGUGGCUCUAUUGAUAGCGUCGAUGCUCUACAACAGCUGGUACGGCUACCGGGAUGGCUUGGUCUGGUUCCAUGAAAGAAGCGCGACUAGAUACAUGGCCAGGCUGGGCGUUAAGCCGGAGCCCAUAAUCACGAAGGCGGUCUAUCUCUCCGAUAUCGAGGACUUUGUAGCGCCUCCGUCGGUCAAUGAGACAUCCUGGCCCUUCUCGCUGGCGGAGAAGCAGUCGAACACGAAUAAUUGCAAGACGACUUUCGGAGAGCAAGUGCUCAGUCCCGCGACGUCGAUGGUUGGAAGCGGGGCACGUAUGAAGCGGUCAAGAGACGCAAUGGCUCGUUACAGGCACGACCUGCUUGUCGCUCUCCGAGUUGUGAACCGCAUUGAGCGUGAUGUGGUGCAAGCGGAAUGGGAAGAUUGGGUUCGCGGCGAGGGGAGGAAGUGCGAUAGGGUUGAGCAAAUGCUCGUUGUCCGCCAGCAGAAGCAGUCUGGGAAGGGCAAGAAGGCAGAUCGGAAAGUGGACGGCGAGCUCGGGCCGGAGUUCAAGGCAUACUGUGACAGCUGUCGUGAUGAGUUGGCGGCGGUUGGGGCGGGAGCGGGUUUGAUAUGA